AGCAUAAUCACUGUGGCAUUGCGAUAGUAUACUCUUUUCUAUCUCCAGUAAUUAACAUGGAUAAUUUGUAAUUAUUCAGUACAUCAUCCAGCUGACUGGAAAUUGAAUUGAUGCAGUGAUGUAAUGGUCUUUAAAUAAUUAACAUGUUGAGAAAAGUAAAAGCUUGGAUGAGCAGAAAAAAAUCAAUGAGAGUGAGAGGGCACAAAUGAGAAAGAGAGAGAGAGAGAGAGAGAUGGAGGAGUAGAGAGAAUGAGAAGAGACAGGCAGAUGGAUGCAAACCCCACCCAGGCCUACAUCCUCUGCCUUCUCAGUCCGGUGAUAAGCAGCUGAGGAGGAAGUCGAGUAUUAUUUCAUCAGGACAUGUGAGGGAGGAUGAGCGUUUCUGUUUGCUGAGGAUGAAUCUGUGCUUUGGGAUCAGCGGGACGCAGAUGCUGUAGGCUGUAAGCAGUCUCCAUCUGAUGACCCCACAGGCACCUGACAGGCCAAAGAUUUCAAAUAACAAAGCUGAUUUUGACUUCACAUCCUCCAGAAUUUGUAUCCAGCCCCUGGAUAUUAACAGCUGAACAGUGGAAUUUUAAUGUGCUUGUGGGCCAAAGUGUGUUUAUCUGGCUAAGCAUCCUAGCUUCUCACCCAAAUUGGCUGGAUGUGUAGAGUCCCUGGCUGCUGCCAGUCUUGUUUAGCUCUGGCAUGAAGCUGCAGUAAAGUAGCUUUCCCUCAGGAGGCAGAAACCAUUGAAAAGGAAGACUGGAACCGUGGAAGAAGGCCCUGUUCCUAGGCAGGCCUCGGCUGCUUGGAUCUCCUUCACCUCUUCCUAGCUUGUCCACAUACCUAAAAGACUUUUAAUUGACAGGUGACAUUAUUGGACAUGUGGAUGCUGCUAACGUGGUUUUUGUGCCCAUUUUGGAAAACCAUCUAGUUGAGAUUGACAUCUCAGGGCAAGACACAGCCAUGGAGGGUCUUGAGCAACUCGACAUGGUGGGAGAUGUCAGCCCGGCCCUGGAGGCCACAGAGGACUUUAUUCACUGCAUGGAUGGGUUACAAGGCCAAGGUCAAAGCCAAGCACAGACAGGGAACCUCCAUCCUCCGUGGCAGCCUAAACAGCUGCAGGAGGUAUCCAGUGCUGCACUGGGGAAGCUGACCUCCAGUGGUGUGUGGAGCCUGCUGGCUGGAGAACAGCUGGAGGUGGGGCCCUUAGGCCUGGCCUGGGCCGACAACCUCAGUGUGUUGGGGCUGGGGAUGGGCCCGAGGCAUGGCAAGAGAAGCCGAGCACGCUCCACCAAUGACCUGGCAGCCCACACCAAGGAGUGCACCAACAACACUGCAAACUCCUCAUCCAACUCAGCCUUCAGAAAGGGACACAACCGGUCCAGGUCAGACGUCAACUAUCGGCCAUCUGCGUUGACAGAUAAUGGACUGCCCACUGUGGACUGCAACACCCUGAAGAACAUGAUCGUCAACCACCGGCAAGAGAGUGAGUUCAAAAUCCCCUCUGAGAAAAGCAGCAGUAGCAGUGUGGUGAAGCAGGGUGAGAUGGAGCAGCGAGAGGGGCCCCGGGGCCGCUGGACACCCUGCCAUGUUGAGCUGACACCUUGCGAGCUUCGGCUCUACACUCUAGACAGCAGCGCCAACCGCAAGCUGGGCACCGCCUACUCGCUGUCACACUGCCAGAGCGUCAUCGCACCAGCGCCCUGCAGCCAGCCCGGCCAGAUCAUGCAGUCCGCUGAUCAACGAACGCUCCAGGCUUUAUUCUUCAACAGCAUGCGUCUCCAGCUGAGGGUGGCCAACCAAUGGGAGGCCAUGGAGUGGAGACGGCUGAUGUGGGAGAAGGUGCAGGCAGCCAGACCUGUGAGGCAGGAGAACCGCCAGUGUAAGUACAGAGCAGAAAACCAGCAGGCCGCCAAGUUUCCUGCACCCAUGUCACCCUCCUCGUCGCCUUCUCCAUCGGGGCUCGACACCAUGCCUGAUGGCGACAGCGAUACCCCUACCUCAGCAGAGGCAUCACUCCAGGCUAAUUCUGGUGUCCUGAGCAGACCCACCACCCUGCCUCUCUUCACCCAACGCUGCCAAGAUGUCAUCAAAGCUGGUCUGCUCCACCUGCUGAUGGAUCAGAACAACUGGCAGGCCUUUACCUUUAUCCUGACCAGAUCCACCUUCAAGGCCUUCCCUACUGAAGGCCGUGGAUCAGUGUCUCAGCCUGUCCUCCAGUACUCCCUGGUCUCCUGCUUGGCUGUGCAGCAAAGUCAGGAACCAGAGAACGGAGAGAAUAGAGGGGAGUGUUUCCAAGUAGCUUUCCCCAAAGAGGUACUCCAACUUCGGGCAGACAGUCGGCUGAAGGCCCAGCAAUGGGUGGAAGCCUUGCAGCAGACAGUUGCAGCACAGAAGCCUGCACAAGAAGGAGGAGGAGAACUGGGAGAGGGAGCUCCAGGCCUGCAGGGAGUGCUGUUGAGAUCGAAGCCAUCCCGAGAGAGGAGGCAGCGGGAGGCCCAGAGAGCGAAGCGGCAGUCAGUUACCACCAGUUUCCUCAGUAUUCUCACAUGUCUGGCUGUGGAGAAGGGGCUCACUGCUCAGAGCUUCAGAUGUGCAGGUUGUCAGCGUCCAGUCGGUCUGUCCAGAGGAAAAGCUAAGGUGUGCUGCUACAGUGGCUGGUACUACUGCCAGAGCUGCCACCAGGACAACUCCUUUCUCAUCCCAGCACGGCUGCUGCACAACUGGGACACCAGCAAGCACAAGGUGUCUAAACAGGCAAAGGAGUUCCUGGAGUUUGUGUAUGAGGAACCUCUGCUGGACAUCCAGCAGCUCAACCCUUGUCUGUAUGAGCACUGUGAGCCUCUCAGCACUGUGCUACGUCUCCGUCAGCAGCUUCAGUCGCUGCGGGCCUACCUGUUCAGCUGCCGUGCGACCAUUGCAGAGGACCUCCGACGAAGGAUCUUCCCCAGGGAAUACCUGCUACAGCAUAUUCACCUGUACUCCGUGGCUGACCUGCAGCAGGUGAUUGAUGGAAAACUGGCUCCCUUCCUGUCCAAAGUGAUCAAGUUUGCUAGCUCCCAUGUUUUCAGCUGCAGUCUGUGUCGAGAGAAAGGCUUCAUCUGUGAGCUCUGCCACAACGGACAGGUCAUCUACCCUUUCCAGGAGAACGCCACCAAGAGGUGUGACGGCUGCGGUGCCGUUUUCCACGCAGAGUGUCGACAGAAAGCUCAGCCGUGUCCUCGCUGUGUUCUCCGAGAGCUCCACCACAAGAGGCCGUCCUCCUUCUGGUCGCCUGAUGACGACAGCCCCGGGUGCUUUCAUCUGCCCUACCAAGACACCUGAGACACACACAAACAGUAGCAGUUGCAUUGGCAGGCCAUGAUGUUGGACAAAGUGAUUUGUGUUUAAACUCUGUGAGGAUGAGCUCAAAGCAUGUGAUGCAUCUUCAGUUUUGUGUUUACCUGCUAAAACACACACCUGUGCUGAGCCAUCUUUGUCCUCCUGCAAAGAGUAGGAAGAGAACAACUGAAGAACUGAUGCACCAGGCUUUAUGGACUGAUUUUGUAGUCGUACAUCCUCAUAUGAAGUCGUCAUCCGCCAUCUUCACCUCUGCACCACAUCACUACCUUCACUUGUUUCUUAUUCCAAGCUGAUACACAGAGAAAUUCAGAACUGAUUGAAACAUUUUGGUGGCUUGUCCUAGCCAACGUCUUCCACCUGCUUGAGUUUAGUGAAUGAUUAAUCAGGAAUGAGCAGUUUUAGCAAUUGAUUGUUCAUGAAAAAGGCUAAAUACUCUCUGGUUCCAGCUUCUCACAUGUGAAGGUUUGCUGUUUUGUGUUUGGUUUGAACAGUUGGUCAAAUAAAAAUAAUAAUAAUAAUAAUAAUAAGCAAAUGAAAAAUGUCACCUUGGCUUCUGGUGACACGUGAAGUUUUUUCGUCUUAAUUCUUCAUUUAGUCUGCGACUGAUUUAAUCAGUAAUGAACAGGAUUAGUUGCCGCCUGACUCCUGUUAACGCGAUAGAAAUGUGGCUGGAAAACACUUUGUAGUUAGAUUUUUUACAGAGUAGCAGCUGUUGCCAACUUCAUGUCAGUUACGACGGAAUCAUAAGCCCCUUCUCCACCAUCCGGUAUCGGCUCAACUCGCCUUAUUUCAUUUUCCAUCAGUCAAAGGUUGGGGAUAGUACCUGGUACUAUUAUUUUGUUGCAUUGCCUCAGUUGAGGUUCCAAGUGAGCUGCAGUGAUACCAAACGGUGAUGUGUAAACACAGACGACUACCAAUUGGUCAGAGAAGCUCAUCAUUACUACGCAGUGAUCUUGCCGGGAUGUUUACAUGCGAUGACGUCAGUCGCUUGUUGUUCAUUCAUUUAUAACAGUAGCUGCUGCUUCUUUCUCACAAGUGCUAAAGUUUAAGGUGACAGAGGCCUCGAGCCACUGUUACUAUAUAAUAUAACUGUUAUACUACAUGAAUCACCACAGCAGAGUACGAGCACAAUGGCUACAGCUAUGCCUGCUAAGUAGCUCUGCCUAGCUGGCACAUUAGCGGGUCACCACAUCUCCAAAAACGUUGGAGCAAAUUUGUAAUUGGUAGUGCCUGGAUAGAUUGACCACAUAUUUGAAAACUAAAUGGUCAUCGUCUCGCUUGAAAAACCAUCAUAACAGUACUAGGAUGGAAAUUAUAAUGGCUUUGACCAUCUGUGGUAGAAAACAAAGCACCUGGUACCAAAUGUGAAUAGGGUUGAGCCGAGUUGAGCCAGUACUAGCUGGUGGAAAAGAGGUUAUGCAUUAACCAUGGUGGGGUUACAAAGAAAAAAAAAGCAUUGGAACAUCAGGAGAAACUUAUCAAAUCACUUCUGCAGCACAAUCUACUACUUGUCUGUCCAUGUGUGCACCUGCUGUGUCCCCAGCACACUGUUAUAUUUGUAUUAAUGUUAAAAAUAAAUAAAUAACUAAUCUCAUAGCAUCUCACGUCUAGAGUGCUUCAGGUUUAUCACACAUGAGAACACUGCAUAGAGCUUAGGCUACUUUACAGCCUGUCACAUUAGCAAGUGUUGGUUAGGAUCAUUUCUUUGAGACAUCACCUUGGCGGUUUUAGUUAAAUCCAGUUUAAUCGUUAUUUCUUAUUUACAGGUCAUUAUUCCAGACUACACACUGCAGCAGUGUGUUUAGUCACAUCAGAUCAUUUAACACACACAGAUCAACCAUGGCACAGUGGAUUAUGCUGCAUGGACGGUCCAUCACUUCCUGUGGACAUGUGAUCAUUUUUCCCAACUUGACACUAUUGAAAUCUAUUGUAACUGACAAUGUCCGAACUGACCACAGCUGCUGCCGUUUUACAUUAUAGUCUUCAAUGGGGGCAUAUGAUAACAUUUGGGGUUCACUUAGUAACUGAAGCCAUUAGACUAGAAUAUUUUACCAAAUAAUAAAAAGUGAAAUCCUAGCUGUGACUGAAGUAUAAACAUCUUUUCAUCUCAUUCUCCAUUUCCUUAAACUGAGUUAUUGAACUUGUAGAUGCAUAAUCCAAGAUGUUUUAACUCAAUGAAUUCACUCAUUCUCUCAGUGAUCAUUCUAUGUAAAUGUCAACAGACUUUAAUUCAAGAAGACUGAGCACAAUUCCUUCCCUCUAUCAGUCUAACUGUAAAAUAACAGGCAAUAAUAAUAAUAAUCUGUAACCUGGUCGUUCAUUGUUGCCUUUCCCUCCUCCCUUCCUUUGUGAUUCUACUUCCUCUUGUGCUUUAUUCAUGCAGACUCUAUCAAACAUGAUAGCAGCUUUAGCUUUUAGUAUCUCUAUGCAACCUAGAUGGCCUUUAUAACCCACUGCUUUCAUGUAAAGGUCUGGAGUUGUUUUUACGUUUUAUUGCAACAGCUGUGUUUCCAUCCAGGUUUAAAGUGUUUCUGUUUUUUCAGUCUAAAAUGAAAAAUAUUUUGGAGAAGAAGAAACUAAAUUCCACCCCCAUUUAAAGCUGCACUCCCUGAUUUUUAUUACAGAGAUGUUAUUUUAAGUUCAAAAUGCUGUAACCUGUGAUCAUUUGGAUGGAGAUGUAGCUGCUGCUUCGUCCUGUGACGCGUUUUCUUUUCUGAUAAGCUGGUCUCAUUUUAGUUCCAGUGUUAAAUCCUUGCUGUUCUUUUGUUAAAUCUUUUUGAGCCAUAGGAACAUGUCGACUUUAAAGGGAAUCUAUGUGCAAAUAAUCUGCUGUAAUCAGCACUUGACUGAUAAACCUCUGGAAUAUGUAUUUUUGUGAAAAGCAGAGAUCGGACUGAUGGUUAUUUAUGUUUAUAAAGCACAUAGGACACUGUAGACAAGCUAAAUACCCCAGUUUAGUUCAAAUUAUGGCAGGAUGACAAGUGUUGCAUUCAUUUAGUUUUUACUUGAAGGCUAAACCUGCAGCCAUGCUAGGUGAUGCUCAGUGUUUAAGUUAUUGUGGACUGUCUGUGCCUGCUGCAUGAAAAACUAGUGAACAUUUUGACUGAAGUUCUUUAGUUUUUUCAUGCUAUUCAUUUGUGCCCUACGGAGGCCAACAGGUGCCGGGGACUGGUACUGCUAAACCUAAACCUAAACCUAGACCCAGACUGUGACUUGAACCUACUAGGGAUGUGACGAUAUUUGUAAUUUUGUGAUGUUGUGAUAGGAAAAAAAAAUGUCUCCGCCAUCAUGGGACUGUGACAAAAUCUACCGGGACAUUGCAUAUGGUUAGCUCGCUAGUACAGCUACGUUCAGGGCACAGAAUUUCAAAUUGACAUACAAUAGCGAAUUUUAGUGCUGUUGUGUGGCAGCGUUUCAGUUGUACUCUUUUGAGAAAUGACACAGAACUAUUUAGAAAUACUGCCAGAUGGGGGUCAGCCAAAAUACUAGUGCUGUUCGGGACUGAGACAAACGAGGUGCAUUUAACCAGAAACUGUCGAGAUGGCUGUGCAUUAUACUUUAAUGGAGAUGGCCAAACAAACCACAUAUGGCAAACCAAUCACUUAUUAACCGACUAUAAAGUCUUUUGUCUUGAAAAAGUAGACCACAGUGUUUGAAAAUAUUAUCAUAUCGUGGACUUUUUAUGGUGGUAAUAUGCUACUGUGAGCUUCUGGUGUCUUUCCAUCCCUGACAAUUUAAUGUUAACAAACCGAAAAACAAACCCCGAAACGGCUCCAAGCUGAUGGGGUCCUGGUAACGUACUAUCAGUGAUUAUCAAUGGAAGUGUAAACUUAUAGAAAUGUUUUUACAUGGUACAAUGUAAACUACGUUAAAGGGAGUUUAAAAGAGAAAACCUGAAUCAUGGUUGUCACUUUGUUGGAUCUAUUCUAACAAGGCUGCCGAAGCUUUACGAAUGCAAUAAGAUCAAAUUAGUGGAUGUCAGGCUAAUGCUCAGGUUCAAAGGGCACAGAAAACUGGAGGAAGCUGAACAUACGGUGCUCAAACUGUCUGGGACAAAUAGUUCCUGUCGCUACACGAACCUGAUGCUUAUACUGCACAGAACAUUAAUGAACCUCUGUCCCUGUUGGCUUCUGUAGUUUUCCUCCAUGCUACUGUGGCUAACUGAUCACUUACAUCUUUAUGAAUUUGCUUGUUUUAUGCAGAAUGUUCAUUCAUAUAAAGUGUAUUUUUAAACGGGUCUUUCUAUAUUGUUCCAUUUUCAUUUCUUCUAAACAUAAAUAUGAUCUAAGAAUCUAACGUAUGAUGUGUUUUGUUAGGUAUUUUUCAAAGCUUUGUUCCGUUAUCUUUCCUCUCUAGUGACAACACCCAGUUUUGAGAAAGUUGAAAUCUGAAGAUUAACGCACUGAUCUGUGUUUACAGCUUGUAAGAAUACGCAGCUGUUCUUUAUGUUGCAGGCACAUUAUGUAUUAAUAUGUUUGGAGGAGACCAUAUUGUACAGUAUUUAAGCAGCGUAUCUUUUGCACUUUAUCAUUUAAACAAUUAUUGUUUCUUUUGAUCACAGCCAAACUCUUAGUGAGAGCAGGGAGUUGAUUUUGUUGUUUUGUUUUUAAAUCAGCCCUUCCUCCUGCCUGGUUUUGUUCAAAUGUGACCACUAGCCACUGAUGCCAAUAAAGACAAACCUC
This is a messenger RNA of Monopterus albus (swamp eel), 8009 nucleotides long. It is a transcript of the gene plekhm3, whose product is annotated as pleckstrin homology domain containing, family M, member 3. The transcript has 8 exons. Bases 949 to 3309 code for a protein of 786 amino acids. The record is from RefSeq and is a predicted model, not a curated record. Lineage: Eukaryota; Metazoa; Chordata; Actinopteri; Synbranchiformes; Synbranchidae.